AUGGCUACAUUACCACCCAGACGAAAUCCUACACCAACAAAAAUAUCCAAACAACACUUAACACCCUUGCAAAUAUUAUUGCAAAUGGGAUUUCCUAAACACAGAGCAGAGAAGGCUUUGGCAGCUACCGGUAAUAGAGGUGUCCAGUUAGCUUCAGAUUGGCUUUUGGCACAUGUUAAUGAUCCUUCGUUGGAUGAAAAUGUGCCUAGGGAAUAUAUUUUAUAUGCUUGCCCUACUGGGUCUUUUCUACAUCAAUUACAAGAAUUCUGGAAGAAAUCGAAGGAACUUUGUGGGUGGAAUGGAGCACAUAAUUUUACACCACAUAUUACAUUAGUUUCUUUCUUCAAGGCUCCAGAUGAAUGUGCCCCACAAUUAUCAAGAGCUUUAAAACAAGUCGUAGAGUUGGCCGGUGCCAAAUUGAAUCGUCCAUUACAAUUAGAACCGUACACAAGUCCCAAUUUUAUGGGGUUUUUUGUAUCAGAAGAAGAUGCCGAUCAUCUUAAGAGAAUUGCUUUGCAAUAUGUUAAAGAAGUAUCUAAUUCAAUAAUUAGUGAUACUUAUGAACAACUGGAUGCUUUAGCCGCUUGUUUUCCCUGGUGCGGAGGUGCUCCUGGUGCUCGAUGUAUUCCUAGAGGAAGCAGAUCGAUUUCUUUGGAGCCUCAUGUUAAAUCUUUGCAUUUGACUUUGGCUUACCAAUUUCCAAGUUCGCAAUAUGGUGCAUUAAAAGCUCUCGUCGAAGAACUACAGCCGCCACAAGCUGCUUCUUGGGAGCUCAGAUUAUAUUCGAGAGAUCCUAGAUUAGUUUCUAAACAGGUGCAUAAAGUUUUACAUCCACAUAACCCGAGGGAACCAGAUGAAUUGGAGUUGAGGAUCGGCGAUUACAUAUAUUUAAGCGGCGACGCCGUUGCUAAUACUCCUGAUGGUUGGGUCGAAGGUCUUUCGUGGUUAACAGGUACAACAGGGUAUCUCCCUGAAAGUUACACCGAGCGAACGGCGGAAUCCGAUUCUUGGACAAUGCAUCGCAUGGUGGAAUUAUGUGAUAAUUCAUCAAACGAUAUACAAGAAUCGUUUGAUGAAGUAGACUGUCCUUCCUCCAGAAACGAUACAGCUUCGCCUACCCAUAAAACUAAAUCUACGGAUACAAACGAUGACGGUCAACAUCAAAACGAUUUGCAUUAUGAAGAUUCUCUUAACAAGAAUAAUAACACAUCAGAUUCGGAUUCUCAUAAUAGUGGCGAUGCUUCCACUGUGAGGGAUGUGAGUUGCAAAAGUGUUCGAAAAGUAUUUAUAAUGAGGCAUGGGGAAAGGAUUGAUUUCACUUUUGGGAAGUGGAUACCGUAUUGCUUUGAUGAACAUGAUAACUAUUCGAGGAGGGAUUUGAAUAUGCCGCUUACGUUACCUAAGAGGAAAAUGGGUUCUAAAGGAUAUGCUCACGAUUCUCCUCUCACGCGAGUCGGUAUCUUUCAAGCCACUUCAACAGGGGAAGCACUAAAAAAAGAAAAUAUUGAAAUCAGCCAUGUGUAUUGUUCACCGUCCUAUCGAUGUGUACAAACUUGUUCCGCGGUUUUGGAAGGCUUAGGUAUAAAAUCCACAAAGAAAAUAAACAUUGAACCAGGAUUAUUUGAAUGGCUAACAUGGUACCCUGAUGGAUGCCCGGAUUGGAUAACAGAACAAGAAUUAGUUACUGCUGGAUAUAAUAUUAAUACUGAAUACAUUCCUAUAAUAAGCUCUAGUUUGUAUCGAACUGCUGGCUAUCAAGAAUCAUGUGAAGAUUUCUUUAAUAGAAGCAGUAAAGUGGCGAAAUCUGUGAUCUAUAAUACAGCUAAUACCGGUGGGCACGUUCUACUUGUUGGACAUGCUUCAUCUCUUGAUGUUUGUAGCAGGCAGCUAAUCGGAAAAGAUAUAAGGCCUGCUAAAGAUAUGAGAAAACUGCUACCUCAAGUGCCCUAUUGUAGUCUUGUGACGCUUGAAUAUGAGGUGGAAAAAGAACAUUGGGAACUUAAAGAAGCACCGACGAUGCCUAUUUCACAUUCCAAUAAUGCUAGAUUCGAUUGGAAAGCUUUAAUAUAAUAAACAGGCGUUGUAGUGUAGUAAUGAAAGUUUUUACUUCAUAUCAGUCACUUUGAUCUAUAUGGAUCAAACAGUUUUUUAAAUAUUUAUAUCCAACAUUUAUGUGUUUAUAUAAACUUGU
Molecule: messenger RNA, 2191 nt
Organism: Ctenocephalides felis (cat flea)
Lineage: Eukaryota; Metazoa; Arthropoda; Insecta; Siphonaptera; Pulicidae
Product: protein UBASH3A homolog
Exons: 11
Coding region: 1-2070 (689 amino acids)
Molecular function (GO): protein binding
Source: RefSeq, a predicted model, not a curated record